AUGACAAAACUUUGGGUCAAAUUCAAGCCAAACAACGCUACAAAGGUAUCUACUGAAGACUGCGAGAUUGUAGAUGACCUUCUUAAAGCCUGCAAGAAGGAGCUCUCUCCUCACUUUGAUUCCUAUGCAAUUGACCAACUCUCCCUUUCCACUACGGAUGGUGGUACUCCUUUACAACCAGACGACCCUAUUCCUGCUCAGAAUACAGCAAAGACUCCUCUAUUCAUCACUGUUGCAGACAGUUCUUUAGGGAGUCGCUCUUUGUCAAAAUCUAGCUUAAAAGCUCCUCAUCCUAAACGAAAAGAAAGAUGGGAACAACUCAAUGAAAUUCUUGAAAAGAACAAAAGGAAAUCCAAGGCGACUGAUUCAACAGCAUAUUCGUAUGUUUCUUGGAAUCAGGUCAAGGAUGUACUACGAACUACUCCUUAUAUCCAAUCUUCAAAGGCUAUUCCAGAUACUCAAUUCAAUAUUCUCACACAGUAUUUGUCGUUUGCCACAAAGUGCUUUGGUUCAGUUAUAUCAUUCAUGGGACCUCAGAGACUUCAUUUGAUUGCACCAAUCAUCAUUUGUGUGUGUUUCCUGUUCAACGGAGAUGUUCAAAUUGAAGUAGAGGAAGAUUUGAACGGAGAUUUCUUGAAAGCUCAUGGCCAUUUUGAAUUUGUAUUACGUCGUGGGAAGAAAAGAGUUUAUAUCGUCGAAGCAAAGAAGGAAGAUAUGGAUCAGGGAAUGACACAGAAUUUGAUUGGAUGUGAAGUAGCAGCAGAGAUUGGUCAUUUGGAUUCAGUCUAUGGAAUUGUUACCAACUAUGCGCAGUGGAGUUUCUUGCGUAGUCUUGAUGAAAAGAUUGAGAUGGACGAAUGUUCCAUCAAGUUGUUGCCUGGAGGUGAACCUAGUACAGAUUCUCUUGUCGAUAUCACUGGAAAAAUCUAUGCUAUGCUAUCCGAUGAAUGA
Molecule: messenger RNA, 951 nt
Organism: Batrachochytrium dendrobatidis JAM81
Lineage: Eukaryota; Fungi; Chytridiomycota; Chytridiomycetes; Rhizophydiales
Exons: 1
Coding region: 1-951 (316 amino acids)
Source: RefSeq, a predicted model, not a curated record